UUAUAUGGUUUUAUUUUGGAUUUAUUGUAUAUUAUAUUUUGAUUGAUGUGCCAGUAAUGAUGAACGUACUACGCUCCAUGUUUGGAGUAUGCAGCAGUUCAGCCGAGAAGGGAGAAGUCCACGACACUAUUCGAAAGAUAUUUGGUAGCGAGCUUGUCAUGAAAGACAACACGGACAAACACAAUCAGAGAACUAAAUACGUGAGCCACGUGAGAGAUAAUCUGCCAAAAAUGCUGGAUUCCAAAGUUUUAAGCCAAAAGUUAAAAACUUUCAAAAAACACUCCCCACCCGGAACUGAGAGUGAAUCAACGGACGAAAGGCCGGGGCGCAUUGGUCCGAAAAUUGUUGUGUUCGACGCUUCCACCGGGACUGGUCGCCUAGUGUUAGUUGGUGAUGAGCGAGUAAGUGUGCAGGGUCUUUCCAGUUUUGCGACGAUCAGGGCAACGGCCUGUGUGUAUGCUGGUAGAUGGAUGUAUGAGGUGCAACUAGGCACCAAGGGAAUUAUGCAGAUUGGCUGGUGCACGUCGUCAUGCUUAUUCUCGAUGGAUACUGGAGUAGGAGACACGGCGAACUCGUACGGAUACGAUGGUGGAAGAGUCAGGAAGUGGAAUGUGGCCACCUCUCCGUACGGGGUUGCCUGGCUACCCGGGGACGUGAUAGCAUCCUGUAUAGACCUCGAUAAAGGCACCCUGGAGUUCUUUAGGAAUGGUGUAACUCUGGGAGUGGCUUUCGACAAGGUAACCAUCGGAACUGGUCUCGCGUACUUUCCCGCUGUGUCGUUGGCGAUGCAAGAACAUCUGUAUGCUAACUUUGGACACGUGCCUUUCGUGUUUCCAAUAGAAGGUUUCGCACCUCUUCAAGCACCGCCUUCGAAGGACACUGCACGAGCUACUAUCCUAUUCAAAUCCCUGGAUGUAAUCCUGGAUGAAAUGAAUAGAUUAACCGACCUGAAACCGCCGGUUACCAAUCGUUGUAGUAAGACAAAAUCAGACUCACUGAAAUUGGAAGAGGAAGUAGCUCUGAGGAUCCACAGCUCCCACUCUGUAUAUUCGCCGCGGGCCUCACCUCAUAGCAUGGUUGACAGCCAAGCGGAAGAAAUGAAUAAAAUGUCAAGAAAGGCAUUUCUCAUGUCGCUUGCUCGGCUUGUCGUGGUGGAGCUGGGAAAUGUUCUUAAGUUGUCAUACGUGGUAGUCUCGGAGCUAUUGCCGAGGUUCAGAACGUCGCUAGGUCUGCCUGCGCAGGGCUUGACCACCGAGCCACAUGUUGCUGAGUUUUAUGCGAACGCCAAAGAACAGAAAUUUAAAGAUCUCGCACAAAGUUUUCUAAGACAGCCUCAGCCAAGGUUCUGCGCUUUGCUGGAGCUGCUGUGGACUUUUCUAGACGAGGCUGCGCUGUGUGACAUUCUGGAACAUUGUGUGGUUAGAGAGUGUCUGCUCUUUGAUCUUGCAUCCCCGGAUAUGAACUUUACACAACAAAUCGAGGGACUGUACAUACUAUGCGGUCUGAUGCAGCAUCGGAACACUCGUCAUCAUCUUGUCAAAUAUGUGCUGUUUAACAAAAUAACGUUUGACAAUUUCCUGAACAUUAAGUGCCCGGAUGACAGUGUUCUGAAGACAGUUGUUCGAAAGCCCUGGUGGCAGAAACCAACUCCUGUUCAGGGAGAGACCGACCCCAGGAUAGCUGAAAUGACUGAAAAAGGCGCCAUCAAAUCGGUUAACCUGGAAGAUGCAAUGUCUAGAAGUCGAGCGUUGGACGAGGCGAAACUGGAAGCUGAUUAUAAGGAAGAUUGCGAAAAUAUUACAAACGCGGUUCAACCUCUGGAGAGAAUACAAUUGGAGUUUUUGUUGAUGCUGUUGGACAAUACGGAUGGAACAAACAUGGUGCCAUCUACAAGGAAGAUAUUUCUUGAGAAAUUUAGAAGAUAUAUCAUGGAUAACUGUAUUCUGGAUAUGAGACUCUUCAAUGUGUCUAGAAAUUCACCAUCGAUAUCCUGGUGCUGCCAUGCGAGACUCCUCUCUGCUGUGAUGACGCUGUGGAGGGAAAACCCAUUGGGUAAUCCAAAUAUGCCACCCCAUGUGCCUCCCCGGACUUUCAUCGACGGAGAGCUGGAUUUCUACAGUGUAGAUCGUCUGGGAGGCGUUCUGCCUUUCUUAGUGAGAACAUUGAGACAGGACCUCGUGACUGUGCUAGGUGAAGACAACGCCUUCGUGCAGAGCUUCGAACCGAACUACAACAGAGCUGGCGGUAUCGAUACAGGAGUGAGCGACAUGACAGCCGGGUCGCCGGGUCUCGCAACUCUUCCUCAAGUGAUAUCCUCCAUGGCAAGAUUUAUGCAAGCCGCCGUGCCUCCUAUGCCAAACAGGAGUACAGGCGAAACUGCGUUGGCUCUGAAGGGCACCAGGUCGAUGAUGCCUGGAGCUGGUGCCAUAGACGUGAAGUCAGCUUACUUGAGACUUGUGGACGGUCUGCUUGCGUUGUACCACGGCGCUGCCAUCAAACACGCUGAAAAGCUCUGCGAAGUUCGAGAUAACCAGAUGGAUAUGGCUGACUGCCUGCAUGACAUAGAACUGAGAAUCCGUUCAGUGUCCGCCGAACUUCACAACUUCGCCGAUUCCAACGGAGACCUAACUGAUCAGGAGAAAAUCAAAAAGUUUUUAAUGGAAAAGAUAUUGAAGGAAUUGGAAAGAUCGCAGAGUGUUUACCAGGAAAAGUUGGACGCGAGCGCACUGCAGAUGGCGUGGGUGAUCGGAGCAAUAUGGACGAAGCAACGGCAACAGGAGCUGGCGAGACACUUUGCUGGCACGUUGCACUCGCUGCGACUCGCAUCGGAUCCCGAUUACGCGGCAAGUAUACAGGUCGCUAGUCGCGAGAUACUGCCCGGAAAGAGUUCUAUCUUAGGGAAGGGUAGUUACGCAUCUUUACAACUGGAGUACACUUCUAGUUCUGAACACAGUGUACAGACCCGAACUUCCAGAACCCCUACGCCUCAGUCACAAUCGGCAACUCAAGUUGAUUCUCAAAAUCACAGCGAGUUCGCGGACUCCCUGUUCGCGUUCGUGCCGGAGUAUCACGUGGAUGCUGCGCUGGAACUGUGUAACACGCUGCGACUCUACAUGCACCCCACUGUGGCUGUACAGCAGGUGCCUGAAUGGGAUGAUCUAGUUGUGUCCUGUGCUUCAUUCCUGUGUUCCGAGUUCGCGGAUUCCCGGAUCGUGCUGGCGAGUACCAGGGAAUCUCUGGUGCAGACACUGGCUUCCUUUGCAACACAACCUGCUACGAUGCGGGCUAUUGAAAGAGUGCCAAUUAAACACCAAAUGAGGAUGGUUGAAGAAUUAAUGCGGCCUUAUCAGAAUAGGGCUUGGGCUCAGUCCAACUGGGUGCUGGUGAGGUUUUGGCACGGCUCCGGGUUCGGUUUCCGGCACAGACAGUGGCCGCAUCUGGCGUCGAGGUAUGGUGAUAGGGAGCCGACAGUGAACAAUUUAGGCGCCAAAGUUGACGCUGGACUGAUGAGUCAAUGCUUUGGCCCAUGUCCUUCGGAAGUCAUUCAGUGCAGGGUACAGGACUACAUUGCCACGCACCCGAAGGAGGCAGCUCUGUUCCUCAACUCCCUCCUCAGUCAAUUGAAUUGGGCGUUUUCCGAGUUUUUCACUAUGAUGCAGGAGAUGGAUCGAAUCCAAAUUGACGCAAACCUGGAGCCCAGGCAGAUAAAGCUGUGUGCCACUUGCUUUGACCUGUAUCACGGCUUGGCGCGCGCUCUGGAGAUGACAUUGUCUCUCGCUCCCACAAUUCUCACCAAACCUGAGGCCAGCGAUGGACAGAACGAUCUUUUGCUAGGAAGGACUUGCCAGAUCCUGAUGGCGGUGGUAUCCCGUAUUUGCGUGCGUGGCGGCGGAAGCGGUGGUUUCAACCGGCUCGUAGCGCGGGGAUUACCAGACACCGACCGGGUGCAUUACUACGUUGCUCUGGCGCCCGUCGCUGGCUGCAUCAUCAGAAUGCUGGACACCAAACUAAGCGCAGAGCAUCAGGAGAAGGUGGCCAACUCUCUGGUAUCAGAGCCACUGUUCAGACUUGACGGUCUACAGUUCAUGCUCGCUGAUAAAGGUUCCAAGCACUUCUCCUUCUACCAGUAUCCUGAAGACGUAACAGCCAGUGAGAUCCAGGCGUUGGAACGUGUGAUAGACUUAUUACGGAUAACUCGCGACAAAGUGAUGAAGUCAAAGUCCCCCGGGUCGAGUGGUACGCAGUCAGAACUUCUCUGCACCAUUUGUUACGCCAGACCAGCUGAUACAGCGUUCACACCUUGUGGACAUCAUUCCUGCAGGUCUUGCAUUAUGCAACAUUUACUCAACAGUAAGCAGUGUUUCUUCUGCAAGACGGAAAUUGAUUCAGUCCGCGAAAUUGAGCCCGCUAACAACUGAAUUAUUCAUUAUGGCAACAUUUUACUCAGAAAGUUAGUGUUUAAUGGCUUCGUUUAUAGUCUGUGGAAUAUUUACAAUGCUUGUUUUGUCAUUUAGAAUAUGAUUUGAAUGAUUUAAUUAAUUAAAUAAAGCAUUGUAUUUUUUUCACUUUUUAACUGUGCAGGGCAGGGCACCUUUACCUUUGCACUUUUAAAUAUUUUUAUAAAUGAUACAAGAGAUGGCGCUACAGCAAAUUUGUUUCCCAAACAAACAAGACAGGGAGCUAUAAGCCUAUAACAAAUAUUAGCUGAAAUUGGACGUAGUUAAGCAGAAAGGACUUUUGAGUAAAGGGCAUUUGAAGUUUCAGCUUUAAAUUAUAAUCUUCAUAAAAAUAUACAAAAAAAAAUCAGUGUUCGUGUACAUUUAAAAAAAUAGGGCUUUCACUACAUGACAGAUUUCACCUUCAGGAGUACGAUGGCAUACUUAACUCUGUUUUGACAAAAGUGUGCUUUGAGUCCUUUCUGCUUAACUACGUCCAAUUAUGUAAAUAUAGAUUUUGCCAUCUUAGUUAUUUAUUUGUUACAGCCAUAGACUCAGAAUAUACUAACGUAUAUACGACCUGACAGCCCUCUGAUCAUUUUUUAUUUAUCAAUGUGUGCGUUUGCUUGUGGUUUAGUAUUUAAAAUACUAAGGGGCUAAUGCCAAGCGUUACAAUAGAUUCGCAGGUGGCUGAGUGUUUACUAUUUGAUAAUCAAAAUCGGUUACAGUUACAAUAGAUUCGUUUACCUUUUCUAUCUUGCUGUAUCUCCGUUAUGGUUGGUCUUCUCCCUCGCACGUUUUGUUUGUCUAUGGCCACAAGUGAAACAUAAAUAUGAGACCUUUCGUUAGCCGUUGUAUAUGAACAAGGAGUGAUAGACUGUCACACCAUAAGAUACAGGAUAAUCAUGGUGUAGAUAAAUUUAUACCACGUUUGUAUCUUUUUAUUUUCAAUGUCAAUGACGUUCUAUACAUAUAUAAGUACAUAUCAUUCGCAGUUUGAUAGCGGACCGGCAAAAGUAAUCUUAAAAAUAACGUAAGCACACUUUUCUCUAUAGUGACAGUUGACACACGUCAACUGUCACUGUCCGAAUCAAAUCCGAACUGAAUAAAUGUUUUAGAUUGCUGUUUAUUGACCAAGAAUAUUUUAAACAAGUGGAGUAAAUGCGGCAAUGUAAAUAUAUAUCAGUCGAAGGUAA
Molecule: messenger RNA, 5632 nt
Organism: Leptidea sinapis
Lineage: Eukaryota; Metazoa; Arthropoda; Insecta; Lepidoptera; Pieridae
Product: E3 ubiquitin-protein ligase RNF123-like
Exons: 36
Coding region: 57-4418 (1453 amino acids)
Cellular component (GO): cytoplasm
Molecular function (GO): protein binding; ubiquitin-protein transferase activity
Source: RefSeq, a predicted model, not a curated record